ACGUGCACCGCAAAUGCCACCAUUUUAUACUUAGAUAUACGGCGAAGCGAAGUGAUUUGACUUGUCAUUGAAAAUGGACGGCUUGCUUUUGGUGACAGUCACUAUUGUUUUCAUCUGCUCGGUGGUGUCGUCUUCUCGAAUGAAUGUGGAAGAGAAUUGUGUUCGAAUGGUGCAGAAAUCUGGGAAAAAAAGCUACAUUACCGCCGAGUAUUCGUGUUAUACUCACACAGCACCUUGUGGACCAUCCUGCAACCCAUUUUGUCAGUGUCAGAGAGCUCAUGAGGAGAUACAGUAUGUGCAACGGUUUGUUACAUACUACUUUAUGGAGGCAGAGUGUUGCGAUGGAUACAAGGAGGUAAUGGAAGGCGACCAAGUCAAAUGCGAACCAUAUUCUGAGGUGUUCUUCCAAUUACUGUUCACUAAUGGAAACUUAGAUGAAUGCCUUAAUUGGAAAUUGAUUUUUGAUAGCCACAAGGUAGCUGAAAGUUUUUCUAAGGGGUUGAGGAACACAUUGAGCUCGAUAUGCUCCUGUGAUGUACCAUCGUCCAAUGUUGCCGACAUACAAUUGCUGUGUAUCAACCAACUACCACUAGUACACAUAUAUCAUGGGCGAAUUGUUGCCACUAAUGACAGAAAUGCAUCUCAGUUAGCAGGUGACAUUCGAAGGGUUGCAUUAGAAAGAAGAAGUAUUUCAAUACUUGGCGAGCAGUUUCAAGCACUGGACAACUGUACUUGCUGCAACAUAAUAGAAGAAUCAGAGCUGGGCUCUAGGAAUGCAGCUGAAAUGUGUAUCCGUGAAACCCACGGCAGUGAAACUUUGAACAGUGGAGAGAAGGCAGGUAUAGCCAUAGCCACCACUGUUUUCGCACUCUUUUCUAUCAUAGUGGCUAUCGCUGUUGGGUGGAAGUGUAAAAGAAGACUUCGUAGGGAUAACUACGGACAAGUUGGACAAAAUCGCGGCCAGGAAGGGCCAGGCCGGUAGUAAUCUCAGUGCUGUUUACAUAAUUAUGUGUCCCCUUUUUUUGCAAAUGAAACCAGGAGUUCAUGAAGGUUUGACCUUCAUGCCCUUGUCUGUAGCACAAAAUCUAGCCUUUUAUAAUUAUAUAUACUCACCAACAAAAUAAGUUUGUGUAAAGUGUAUACCGAGACACUAUAUAAUACUCUGCGGGGGCGUGAUUUCGCACAUGCGCACGUCCACUCUGACCCAGAAAUACGUCAACGGGUUUGCCCAUGUUUACAUAGCAUACGAGGUAGAAA
This is a messenger RNA of Geodia barretti, 1257 nucleotides long. Lineage: Eukaryota; Metazoa; Porifera; Demospongiae; Tetractinellida; Geodiidae. The record is from the annotation of a GenBank genome assembly.